This is a messenger RNA of Trifolium pratense (red clover), 3899 nucleotides long. RefSeq names its product rust resistance kinase Lr10-like. The record is from RefSeq and is a predicted model, not a curated record. The transcript is spliced from 4 exons. Gene Ontology annotation, molecular function: ATP binding; polysaccharide binding; protein kinase activity. Gene Ontology annotation, biological process: protein phosphorylation. Bases 544 to 2523 code for a protein of 659 amino acids. Lineage: Eukaryota; Viridiplantae; Streptophyta; Magnoliopsida; Fabales; Fabaceae.
UAAGAUUCAAAGAAUCCUUAGUGAAGCAUAUUCGCAUACUAAUGGCAUCAAUUUUUGUCAAUGAUGUUAAACAACACAACACCAAUAGGAUCCUCUUCUCAUGUCUCAACUUUAUGUUUAUAUCACAUCUUCUCAUAACUUAUGGACAUAAUGAAAAUUGCAAUGUAAGUGUCAUACUCACCAAAAUCAAAUUUACUAGUUGUUUUUUUCACUAAUAGGAAAAUAUAUUCAACAUAUAUCAAAAUAUUAAGUAUAGCUUAGUUUCAAACUUUUCUAAAGGGUUUCAAAAUAAGGUCUGCGACCGCAAUCUGGACCGCAGCAUCAAUGUUUUUGAUGUUUCCGCAACCACAAUUUGGACUACAACAUCAAUGUUUUUGAUGUUUCCAUGACCGUGAUUGAGGUCAUAUCAACUGCACUUGACGAAAAUUCUUCGUAGUAUCAGGGAUCACGACUCAAACUGCGACUAAAAAACCAAAAAUUCCUUGGUUCCUCAAUAAGUCCAAACUUGAUCUUUUGAUAUCUCUCUCUUUCUCUCCCUCAAUUAUGUCUUGGAAAAUGCUUGUUAAUCUAAUUCUAAUUGCAAUUAUGAUCCUCCUAAACCCUCUUCUUUGCCUAACCGAAACAAAUCAUCAAUGCUCCCAUUCAUCUUGUGGCAAUAUAGAAAACAUAACCUACCCUUUUCGUCUAAAAGGCGAUCCCGAAAACUGUGGAGAUCCAAAUUAUGAACUUUCAUGUGAGAACAAUCAAACAAUACUAAAUCUAUACAAUGGAAAAUACAUUGUAGAAUCCAUCAACUACAAUAAUUCCACAAUAAGAGUAACAGAUUCAGGUCUCAACAAAGAAAAUUGCUCUUCAACACCUCUCUACACUUUAACAAAUGAAAAUUUCACAACUGAAAAACCAUAUAGCUUGUUAAAUGAUAAUAACUUAGAAACCAUAGCAUUUAUAAACUGUGCAGCUUCAAUUAAUUCUCCUCUUUACAUUGAUACUUCAUCUUGUAUCAAAGGAUUAAUCAACUCUUCCAAUUAUGCUGUGUUUGGUGAGUUGAAGUUAUCUGAAUUGGAAGAUUCAUGCAGCAUACUAGUGAUGGUUAUGAUGAUGAAUUCAAAUUUGAACAAAGGUGACAAUAAAUUUUCAUAUAUGAAUAUUCAUCAGCAACUUGUUUAUGGAUUAGAGCUUUCUUGGCAUGAGAUAUUCUGCAAAGAGUGUCAAGGUAGAGGGUACUGUAAGUUGAACAAUAACAAUGAAGUCAUUGGUUGUUCAAGAACUAGACCUUGUAGUGAUGACUAUACAUCCUCUUUUAAAUGUGCUUUAAGAGCGGUUACCGAUACAAUCCAUGACUUGGUUGAAGGUCCUAACAAACUUGGAGCUAUCAUUGGACUAAUUCUUCUAAUAAGAAUCAUAGGAGGAGUACUGUUUAUUCCUAUGUAUAUGAUAUAUAAAUGGAGAAGGAGGCAUUUAUCUGCAUAUGAUUCAGUUGAAGAGUUUCUUAAAACUCACAACAAUCUCAUGCCAAUAAGAUACUCUUACUCAGACAUUAAAAAAAUGACAAAAGGAUUCAAGGAUAAACUUGGUGAAGGUGGUUAUGGUUCUGUUUACAAAGGACAACUUCGCAACGGUGAUCUCGUAGCAAUCAAGAUGCUAGGUGGAAAAUCAAGAGCAAAUGGACAAGAAUUCAUCAAUGAAGUUGCUACAAUUGGAACAAUCCAUCAUGUUAAUGUUGUUCGCCUUAUUGGAUUUUGUGUUGAGAAAACAAAAAGAGCACUUGUUUAUGAGUUCAUGCCUAAUGGUUCACUAGACAAACAUAUUUUCUCUAGAGAAAGAAUGAAUAUUCCUUUGAGUUGUGAAAAAAUGUUUGAUAUAGCUCUUGGUGUAGCGCGCGGUAUUGAAUAUCUACAUAGAGGAUGUGACAUGAGGAUUUUGCAUUUUGACAUUAAGCCUCAUAAUAUUCUUCUUGAUGUGAAUUUCAGUCCAAAGGUUUCGGAUUUUGGACUAGCAAAGUUAUAUCCAAUUGAUAAUAGCAUUGUGUCGCUUACUGCUGCAAGAGGAACGAUGGGAUACAUGGCGCCGGAAUUGUUCUAUAAGAACAUUGGAGGAGUAUCUUACAAAGCUGAUGUUUAUAGUUUUGGAAUGUUGUUAAUGGAAAUGGCAAGUAGGAGAAGGAACAUGAAUGAGGGUGAAGAUCAUAAGAGUCAAGCUUAUUUCCCUUCUUGGGUUUAUGAUCAAUUUAGCGAAGGGAAAGAGAUAGAAAUGGGGAAUGGUACGGAGGAGGAAGAGAAGAUAUUGAAGAAGAUGAUAAUAGUUGCAUUGUGGUGUAUACAGAUGAAACCAAGUGAUCGUCCUUCGAUGAACAAAGUGGUUGAGUUACUUGAAGGAGAUGUUGAGUCAUUGGAAAUGCCUCCUAAGCCAUUUCAAACUCCAAAAGGAAUGCCUGUACAAGGCAUUGGACAAUUCAGAAAUCUACCUUGGUUACUACCUGGAGAUUCUACAAAUUCACUUACCAUCGUUGUAAAUCGACAUUAAGCUAUUUACAGCAUGUUUGGAACUGAAGGAGAGGUGAUUUAAGGCUUAGCUUCCAACCAAACAUGCAGUGACACUGUAGUUUAUUUUUUCAAACACAUGUUUAGUAGUGCUAAAUUUUUUAUUUGUAUGCCUUGUAUUGACAGAUGAUUACAGAGGCAUUAUUUUAGGAUGAAAUGGGUUGUAAUUAGUGUGCUAGUUGACUGAUAUCAAUACCACAUAAUUGCUGCUGCAUGUUCUCCAUUAGAGAGACCAACCGGACAACUUUGAAUAUCUCGUAGUUCUCUCAUGUGGUUCAAGUUUCCAAUCAUGUGGUUAGAACAACCUGCAUCAAUUAUCGAUGUAUUUGAUCAUACUCACCUGUCAUCUUGUCAUUAUAGUUUGUUUUCUGAGAAUUUAGUAAUCCUACCAGCGUUUGCAAUUGUUCUGCAGUAAUCCCAGCCUAGCCUGAACCAUCUCCUUGAGAAACCCCAGUUUCUGAACUUGUCCCCCCUGUGUGUAAUGCAUUUGCACGCACAAUUCCUCCUCUUCCUCGUCCGGUUCCCCAUCGCUGUAUUGACUUGCCUAGUUGCCCCGUCCACCAUAUUUCCAUUCAGUUUUUGGUCUAUGCUCAGAAAAGGGUGAGAAUGAUUGUUGAGUAUACCCCAUUUGUAUGAACUGUUCUCACCCUUUCUUCUUGAAUCAUUGUUGAGUAUACCCUUGGGCAAUGGAUCUGUUGCGAGGAGAUUGGAUUCAACAGUUCCGUAAAUUGUGUCAUCCAAUCCCAUGAGGAACUGAUGAACUCUUCCUCUCGUCGUUUUUGUAAUCCGCAUGUCUUUAGGGAGACACAAGCACCUGAAAGCGCAACAGUUGAAAAGUGUGGAGCACAGGCUUGAUGCGUGUGAUCCACUUUUCUGAUAACAACUACAUUUUAUUUUCUUGUGUAGCAAGUAAUACUCUUUAUAAGCCUUUUAAGACUCCUAGUUCAAACAUUAGCAGAAGGACAAGAAAAAUGAGGCGUUAUAGCCUUAUAGGCUCCACCUUUACCUUUCAUGUCACAACCGACAACAACCGUGUUAUCUAAACCACCCUCGUUUCUGAGCUGAAACAAUCCUAAUUCUUUUCUUGUGGUUUCCAUUAAAAACAACAAAUCAGGAUUCUUAAGAUAGAUCAACUUCUUAAGAGCUCUAACUAGAAAAAUGAGAGCUACAUGACAGAUAUACAUAUUGGAAAUAUUAUCAGGUUCCAUAUUCCUUUGGGAAAUAUAUGUUUUGUUUGCAUAUUGCACAUGCAAUAAUUACAUUUUAUUAACUAAAGUGACUAAUUCAUAUUUCAUAUUUUACAAAUAAAGCCAAAUGUACACUGAUAUAUAUAUUAGGCCAUAAGACAAAAAAAAAAAA